Nematocida minor is the source of this 1647-nucleotide messenger RNA. RefSeq lists its product as uncharacterized. The record is from RefSeq and is a predicted model, not a curated record. NCBI's taxonomy places the organism in Eukaryota, Fungi, Microsporidia. The coding region runs from base 1 to 1647 and encodes 548 amino acids. Gene Ontology annotation, biological process: regulation of DNA-templated transcription; double-strand break repair via homologous recombination. The transcript has a single exon.
AUGGCGCCCAGAGAAGAGAAGAAGAAGAGCCCAAGCUGCUCAGAAAUAUCGCAAAUAUUCAUGGAGGGGGAAACUCUCCUGAAGGGAAGCAGCCUGAUAGACAAGGAAGAGCCCAUACAAGAGUUUGCAUCUGUGCCUGACAAUGGCCUCGACCAGUCCUUUGGCAUAGAGAACAAGAGCUACCACUUUCUCUCAGACAAUGAGUCGUUCUACGGAGACUUAAAGAAAGGCCCUUUCCACUCCAAGGCUCCCAUAAACAAAGAGUUCACAGACAACAUACUCUUCAAAGAAAUGAAGUUCUCAAGCCCGCCAAGGAGAGGAGGGAAGUACAGGAAAGCCUUUGGAGCUCCUCAGCUGAUGGAUCCAGACGACAGCCUGGACAUAGAAACAGGAACCUUCCAGAGAAAAAGAAAGUUCACUGAAAAAGCCAUUAAAGAGACAGAGAGUGAGAAUAUGUAUCUCUUCAAAGAAGAGCUGGGAGCACACACCGCAAACUCUUCAUUCACAAAGCUUCCGGGAUUUAAAACAGCUGAGGGAUCGAGUGUGUACGUGAACGAAGAAUGCACAGCAAAAGCAAGAAGAAGUUUUGACUUUCUGCAGAGCAGCACAAUCUCCCAAAUAUCUCCUCCGAAGCCCAAGGUUAUCUAUCCAAGGGAGAAAGAGAUACAAGAUGCCCUGCAGAUGUACAGAAAAGUAAAACAAGAAAUAUUCCCGCUAACUCGCUCAGAUGAAGAGGAGUACGACAUGUUCUCUCUGUUCAAGUGGGCGUGGAUCUCUCUGCUCCCGCAAAUACAGGAAAUUCAGAAAAGAGGAGGGGAGCUGCAGAACUCUGAAAUCGAGCGGUUGGUGCUCCUCGAGUCAAAGAAAAGAUGGAAACUCAACCCUAAGUCUGUUCUUCAGCGCAUUGCAGAGCACGAUGAGAGCCCAGCAGUGUACAUGAAGGUUCUUGUUGUAGAAGGGGGCACAGACGUAAUAACCAUUACAGACGGGAUAUACUCUCUUAGAGCCAAGCUGGAUGAGGGCCUGCAGUGUAUCUCCAGCAAAAUAACCGUGGGAAAGAUCCUGCAGGUGGCAUGCUCUGUGCUGCUCCAAGGCUACCCCAUGUCCAUAUGGCAGGCUAAUGCAGAAAGAGUCCCGGUUAUAGAGCUUAAAUACAACGGAGUAAAGCCGUGCUUGUCAGGGCCCCUUGGAUACCAAAAUGCAAUGGGGUACAUACGGGCGCUCUCUUCCAUCAGGCUGCAGGGAGGGUUUAUAAGCUGUCUGAUGCUGAAGGUGGAUAGGCACAUAGACACUGCAUACAUUGUCAAUAUAAAAGGCUCAAAAACCGUUAUAGAGGAAGACCGGAUAGAGAGCACAGUGCAGAGAAUAGAAAAAAGCAUAGAAAGCCUUGGGCUCUCAACGGAGGAGAAGAUGAAAGAGUUUGACUCUGUGAAGCUGCACAAGUACAAGAGAUACGAGGUUUCGUGUGACUACUCCCCGGGAGGAAGCUCAGCCAUACUUUCUCUCUGGGAGUCCGCUCUCAACGACAACAAUCUGGGGAUAGGCAAGCGGUAUCUGUUCUUCAUGCUCACCACGCCUGCAAAGAAGAAAGAGAGCGACAGAAUUCUUCUGUCAACAACCUCAAGGACGUCUUUUAAGCUUAUAUAG